AUGCCAUCUCUUCUCGAGGGCGCUGAGCAUGCGCAGCCUACCUCACGGAAGCCACUGACACUCCUCGUCGGCCUGUCAGGCCCUUCUUCAUCAGGCAAGACCACGCUCGCACGACUUCUACGUACCCUUUUCUCCCUCCCAGCUGCUGAAUCUGGAUAUGUCUCCCUUUCGCUCUUCAUCCUACACCAAGAUGACUUCUACCAUACCGAUGCCCUCAUACCACUCAUCACCACUCCAUCUAACGCCGCUUCCGGACUUGGUGCCCGGGAACUACAGGACUGGGACUGCGUGGAAAGCCUGGACUUAGACCUCACUAGCCGGACGUUACAAUUUGUGAAGAAUGAGGGCAGACUCCCAGUUAGGAGCACGAAUGAGUCGGAAGGAGACGGCGAGGACUGGGGCGAGAGCAAAGAAGAUCAGAACUCGGUUGGGCCUGUUGAUUUACCAGAGGGUCUCCUGGACGAUUUGCGGAAAGACUUGGAGCACUGGUGGGCGGGUCUGAGCAUCUUCUCUCCCGCCCCACAACCGCCGACAAGAACGAAGGAGCCGACCGACUUCCGCCUCUGCAUCCUCGACGGCUUCCUCCUCUACCCCGACCCAGCCUCCCCCAACCCGGACCUUCAGAGACUGCAAAACGGCGUCACGGGCCACCUCACUUUGAAGCUCAUGCUACUCGCGUCCCGAGAUCAAACGAUCACCCGCCGCACGAGACGGACAGGCUACGUCACCCUCGAGGGUUUCUGGGAGGAUCCGCCGGGCUACGUGGAGGACGUGGUCUGGCCGAACUACGUCAAGGACGCAGCUUGGUUAAUGCGAGGUGAUGGCGAUUGCUCGGCAGAGAGUAAGGCUAGCGCUGAGAGCAAGGAGCCAUCGAUGGUGGACGUCGAUGAGCGGGUUGCUGAGAGGGCGGGCAUCAAGGUAGCGCCGGGCAAAGGGCAAGUGGGACUGGGAGCGCUGCUGAAAUGGACUGUCGGAGAGCUCAGAGGGGCGGUCGAGGCGACUUUGACUGUUGGAGGGAAGGCUUGA
Cyphellophora attinorum is the source of this 1026-nucleotide messenger RNA. RefSeq names its product Nicotinamide riboside kinase. The record is from RefSeq and is a predicted model, not a curated record. NCBI's taxonomy places the organism in Eukaryota, Fungi, Ascomycota, Eurotiomycetes, Chaetothyriales, Cyphellophoraceae. Bases 1 to 1026 code for a protein of 341 amino acids. Gene Ontology annotation, cellular component: cytoplasm. The transcript has a single exon.